CUAGCUUCUAAUAAGCUUAGCUUCUAAUGCCCGUAGCGAGGUGUUCCAGGUGGGAGCGCUCUGGAGAAGAAUUAGUGGCUACCAUUUGCUGUCGUCAAACGAAGCCGGUGAGGGCAAAGUGAGGCAACUGUGGUUGUUGGUUCGAGGACUGGUCAUGCCUUGGGCCACCGGCCCAUUUUCCGGCCACCCACAAGGCAGCGAGGCAGACUACACGCAAGCCACCCUCCUACCAGCAUUUCCCCACGUGUGAAGAAUUCGCUGGCUCGACCGAUGCGCGCCCUACUUCUUCCCGCCGCUUCCUCCACCUAUAAACACAACACGCAGCGACACAUUCGACCCAUGACUACGGGCCAGACAACCCCAGCUUUUCUUUUUUACCCCCCAACCCAGGCCUGGUCUUUUAUUCCUUGGCCGCUUCUUCGCCGCAGGCCGUACUUCCCAGCCUGCAGCCCAAUAGAAGGUCGGUCGCACCAAGCGCGCCCGGCCAGCAAUGCCGUCCCCUCAAAAGCCCCGAGGGGAACGGAGCCUCGGAGGUCUCAUCUUAUGGCUCCCUGCGUACAACAAAAUCAAGAGCGAGGAGCGUCCUACGAGUUAUGACGGUGCACAGCUCUCCAGGGCGGCGCAUAACCACCCGGUUGUCGUCCUGUCCUCAAAGCAGGACCAAGACGGAGUCGUGGUGGUGCUCCUGAUGACCACUUUCGGUGGGAAAACUUUGCAAGAGUACGCCGGCGAGAGAAGCUCGAUAUCACAUCGCGAAAAAUUAGCUUCGAAACAUAUUCCUAUACAUCCAUCGCCCACCCACGGGCCCCAUCAUAUCACACUUCAAGCAUGUGGAGGGUCCGACAGGCUAGCACGGAACAGUUACGUCAUCACCCAACCGCUGGUGAGAGUCAAGUUCACCGUGCUGGUGGAGUACGGCGACGUAAUCGGAGGCACAUGGGCCAAGAGGUUGGACACCAGCUCUCACCACCGGCUACUGAGGCACGCCCAGUUUAUGGAGCCUGUGGCAGGCAUGCAGGCUGUCCAAAGGUCUCUUGGCACUGCAUCGUCCACUGGGACAAGGGGAGUCCGUCGGGAGGAGGAGGCUAUCACACUGGGCCCUCCUGUGGCUUGGAAUCCUCUCGCCAAGGCUGCAGUGGUAAAGGCGGUGGGCAGAGUUGCCCCCAUCCAGCAGAGCUUCGAGUUCAGAGUCGAGAAUGGCUCCUCCUCCAACCUCUUCAGCCCAAGCCGCCCUCGCCAGCCCGAGGCCCCUCGCAACCACAGCGGGCCCAUCCACAGCGAUCGCCUUCUUAUCUCGGCUGCGGCCAGACAGGCACCCCUCAAUUUCGGACACCAUCACCACUACGGCAGCAUCGCCCCGCAGAGUUCGGAGCGGAGCCCGACAGCCUUACCCUCUAGUUGGGUCACUGUUGAUAUACCUGCCGCCCCCCUGGUCCCCGCCAGGAGGUCCACGCCAUCUGUGCAGGUCGAGCGAUAUCCAACCACCACAUUGCUGCCAACCUACUCACACCCCCCACGCAGCCAUCACCCCGACACCCAAGACCCGCGUUGCAAUGCUAUUUCAGUGGUGCUGCUCGUUGCAGUGUUGGUUCUGGUUACAUACGCUAAUUUCCCUGACUCCUAAGCCGCUGUAUCAACAACACAGAGCUGUACUGUUAGCCUACCAACUCGUCUGCAUGUUAUUUCAACCUUUGUAUAAGCAAAGGACCUCCUUCCUUCUUAUAAUUAGUUGUUGCCAGUUGUUUUUAAAUAAAGUUCCUUCGGAGCCGUUACUUGAA
Molecule: messenger RNA, 1778 nt
Organism: Gaeumannomyces tritici R3-111a-1
Lineage: Eukaryota; Fungi; Ascomycota; Sordariomycetes; Magnaporthales; Magnaporthaceae
Exons: 2
Coding region: 491-1624 (377 amino acids)
Source: RefSeq, a predicted model, not a curated record